This is a messenger RNA of Dreissena polymorpha, 4450 nucleotides long. RefSeq lists its product as uncharacterized. Lineage: Eukaryota; Metazoa; Mollusca; Bivalvia; Myida; Dreissenidae. The record is from RefSeq and is a predicted model, not a curated record. The coding region runs from base 1339 to 1920 and encodes 193 amino acids. The transcript has 5 exons.
UACUGAAAAAUAUGUGUUGUUAUUUGAUAAACAAAUCCAUAUCUGUUUCGCCAACUAUUCUGUCUUUUCGUAAUUAAGAAGUUGUCUCCAUUUCGGGAAGGUAUCACGAGUAUCCCGGGUAAAAAGCGAUCCGUCUAAAAUGAGAAUAUGACUCCUAUCCGCGGAUUGACCGAAAAGUGCGGAUAUGGACGAAUACAGGCAAUAUCGACAAUUCUUCUGCAAUGUUUAAUAAUAAAAAAACACAAUAUGUGUUAAAUAUGUUAGUAUUGUAAUGUACCGCUACCAUUUAGUUGUACCCAGCCUAUAAUUUAGCCGCUCUUGUCAGGAUGGCUUCAAAACAACUGCGGUUCAUGUUGUCAACAUCUUUUAUUUGCUGAUACUAAAAGUUACUAAUAUUAUCGCAUUAUAAAGUCGACAUGUUUCAAAAGGGCACUUUAAUGUAGACUUUAAACACAGAUCUUAUAACAAGUAUUUUCGUAUAGCGCAGAUAAAUUCUUGAGCUCUCUGGAGUUCAUAAGACAUAGAAUGAAUCAUUUUAAUGUACUAAAUACUGUAACCAAAGAUGUAAAGUUAGUUUUAACUUGUAAAAUAGCUUACCAUUCUCAGAAUGGAGAAGAUCUGACAAUAAGAUCUAAAUAAUUACUAAAGAUCUGAUUUUUAUGCCGUAAUGAACGGAAGUUUUUGGAAUCAUGAAAGAUACCAAAUAUUGUUUAUCUGCGCUAUUUAUACCUGCCGCUCAGCAACUUAGGAUUUUGGAUUCUGCGUGAUUCUUCGCACUUAUGUCUUAGGAAUUUGGCUAAGCCAAUCAAAACAACUUAGGAUUGCGACAACCAAUCAAAUGCAUUUAGGAAUCCUAAAUCCUAAACAAAGUUCUCUAGCGGCAAAACAUUCAACAAUAAUAUAUAUUUUAACUAACAAAAGAACAUUUUAGGAGCAAAUAUAGAUAAGCAAAAGAUUCUACAUCUAACAAUAAACAAAUAUACUUCUCUCUGACCUAAACAAAAAUGCAGUUAUGACAGAAAAGAAAUAUUACGGUACAAUAUAUCCGAAAUAUUGAAACUGCUGAAAAGUGCUUUUUAGGAAUGGCGAAUUUUACACAAUAAACAACACGAUUGAACAUUUAACGACAAUGGAAUAGUAUCUUAAAGUAACUUGUAGUUGUAUUAUUAUAAUUAUACAAUGUUAAGUCACUUGGAAAUGGAUAUAAUCAAAAGAAUCAUUGCAAGAUGACGGUUGGACUUGCCUCCUUGAAGUUCGGACAUUGACAGCAAAAAAUCCGGAAAUAGAUUGAUCUGCCAAGACAGCUCUUCACUCUGAUUUUGAGAAAAAGCAAGCAGCAUGGCUAACAAUGAGAAUUUGCUGAAUGAUUUGGAUUCGUGCGACGACGAUAAUCUAGGCGACCCGACAACUCAGACAAGUUCAACUGCGCAGGAUCUCCAGAUUAACGAUUUGGAUUCGUCUGACGAAGGCGAAGAAAUACAUGUAUAUCAGACAACUUCAACUGUGUUUGGUCUCCCGCUGUACUCGUCCUGUGAUCAACCAAAUCCCAAAGCCUCUGCAGCGCCUAGUACCCGCUGUGCCCCCACAAGCGCAACCUUCACCGGCCAAGCCAACACCGACCGGCCCGCUCACCAGACACCGUCCACGAGCUUACCAACGCCGCUAGUGAUCCCACAUCCACCCCUCGGCAUCCUGACCUAUAUACAAGAUUUGCAAGAAGAAAAUGCACAGAUACCUGAAAACGCUACGUGCAUCAUGUGCAAUGAAAGAAUACGGAGGGCUGUGUGUUUGAACACGCUGCAGAACGAUGGUAAACCGUGUGGUGGAUUGUUUUUUUGCGAAUCACCAGUAUGUUACAACGUAACUGUUUAUUGUCCACGAUGUAAAAGGAGGAUGGGCAAAGUAUGUAUAAUAAAAUAGAACUAGACGCAGAAAGACUUUAUUCGCCAUCUAACUCUGAAUAUUUUGAUGGCAAAUGGCGUGAUCAUGUGUCACAGAACGUCGGGUAAUUGCGUGAGACAUUGAUACCCGACAGCAACGCCACUGUAACGCCCGAAGACAUUGAGAGGUGUAUACGUUCUUGUCCGAAGGGAAAGGCUCCUGGAUAUGAUGGUAUGAUAAACGAGCUUCUCAAGCCAGUGUUUCGCCAUCAUUAGCUUAUCUCUUCACUGCAAUUCUUCGUACAGUGUACAUUCCUGACGUUCUCAAGCGUGGUGUAAUAAUAACCCUACACUAAGGAGGAUCGAAACCAAAGGACAAUACGAAUAGCUACAGAGCUACAAAUCUUACCUCCAUUGUAUUAAAGCUCUUUGAAUCUGUGCUGUUAAAACGAUGUAGUACAAAUAUGAUGGCCGACCUUAACAUUCAACAGUGUGGUUUCCAGGAGGGCCUUGGCUGUCUGAGAGCGUCAUUCACGUGACGUGAAAGUGUUUAUUUUGCACGUGAACGUGGAUCAAAGCUAUACGUGUGCUACUUGGAUGGGAGACAAGCGUUCGAUAAAGUGUGGCAUGACGGCUUCUUCUACAAGCUCCAAACAAAUAUAAACGACACUUCACUGCUCGCAUUCAUGGAAUUAUACUCGAACAUGACUAGUUAUGAGAAAAAGCGUGGCCAUACAUCGAAAUGGUUCCCUGUUCGUCAGGGAACCCAUCAAGGCGGGAAAAGUUCAACGAACUGCUAUCUAGUGUAUAUAAAUGGGUUAAUCAAUGCUCUUGAACAUUCUGGUCUAGGUUUCUGUAUGUACGGAAUGCAUAUGAAUAGUCCUACAGUAGCAGACGAUUCGUGUUGCAUUUUUAAAGCACGUACUUGAUGGCAUGGUGAAAAUAUUUUAUGACUAUUCGUGUAAAUGGCGCUUUGAAUAUAAUCCAUCAAAAUGUGCAGUUAUAGUAUUCAGCGAUGCAGUCGUCCUGAACGUAUUUGGACACUCGGACGUGAAACUAUACAGGAUGCAGAAUCGUACACACAUCUUGGACUGAAAUGUGACCGUAGCAUGUCGAGCGGUGCACUUAUGUGUGAAGCUUCGUCGAAGAUGAGUGGUACUCUCAAUUCUAUUCUUCAUUGCGGAUUAAAUCCUGCUGAAAUUAAUCCUAUAACAUUUCGAAACAUUUAUGAUCAUGUGGUCUUGCCCAAAGCUUAAUACGGCUCGCCGCUAUGGUGCAACUAUUCUAAAUGGUGACAUAAAUCAACUUGAAGUAUCCCUUGAAGAUGUGUUCAUCAAAUUCUUAACGUCGGUAGGAACACAAACACCGAUGUUCCAUUGUCAUGUUUAAACAUUGAAUCCGCGAAAAAACUGAUAGACUUUGAGAAACUUGAGAUUUUUUGUGGCAACUGUGCCGGCUUCCAGUUAGAUUUUUGGCCAAGAAAGUGUUCAUCCAUAGACUAGUACGAUAUUGCUUAGAGUCCGUGAAUAUGCAAGGGCUGAUUCCUGACAUCUACAGACUUUUACAUAAGUAGAGUUUGAUGCCUACCCUUGAAACGUAUCUGGAAAGUGGUGUAUUCCCCGGAAAGAUGGCAUGGAAACGGACAAUCGAAAACAGUGUUAGAAUGACAGACAGACAAAGACGCUCAGAAAAUGCAAAUGAAAUUACAUGUCUCGAGGACUCAUAGCUAUUUGAAGCUGAUAGACCGCUUACCGCCAUCGUCACUCUCUGUGAUAAACAAUAAGUCAACGAAGAUCCUAAGUAUGGCGAUCGCGAGGCAAUUUGCAAGUAAAUGUGCAAUCUGUAACAAGUUCACCGACAGUAUUGCGAUCCAUACUAUCUGGUUUUGUGUAAAAAAAACAGAAUCCAAAAUGAAUAAGCUUAUUUUGGAAUUGUACAUAGCGACUGGGCACUGCAAAUUUAUGCAAUUUAUGAUUCUUCCAGUAAUGCCAAUGAGUAGACAUUUUGCAUUACCAGUAACUGAAGAUGACCUUUUAAGCAAUUUCGUUUUACUCAAACUCAUAUGUGAUUUGUUUUAACUUGAUUAUGAUACAUUCGCUUAAAAUCGACUAUAAUAUUUAUUUUUAAUGGUAUGAAACUUACAGGAUGAUAUUGUCAAUAUAUUAUAGAUAGCAUAACUUAAGCUCAAAUUUUCGUUUUCGUAUAAGGUAAAGUAUAUUUAGUUAUAGAUAAUAGUGAAAUAGUGUUGUAAUCGAAUACGUGUUGUAUAUUAACCUACUAUUUAGAUAACAAACUUCAAAUGAGAACAGCUUCAUAAGUUAACACAUAAUACACCAACUUUCGCUUCGGACUUUGGUAUGUGAUAUUGUAAAUUUAACAACAGCUGAAAUGAUGGCUUUAAGAAAUUGUGUUUGUAUAUUUAUUCAUUAUUACAUAUUUUGUAAAUCAUGCCACUCUUUCUAUGUUAAACAUGCUUUGUGAUUAUUGUAUAACUAUGUUGUUCGAAUCUUCGAUAUCGGAGGAAAUGAAGAAUAUAUAUGUAUGUAAAUAUUAUAAAAUUUCCUGCCCAA